Messenger RNA from Dendronephthya gigantea, 5448 nucleotides. RefSeq names its product kinesin-like protein KIF16B. The transcript is spliced from 31 exons. The record is from RefSeq and is a predicted model, not a curated record. Gene Ontology annotation, molecular function: microtubule binding; phosphatidylinositol binding; microtubule motor activity. NCBI's taxonomy places the organism in Eukaryota, Metazoa, Cnidaria, Anthozoa, Malacalcyonacea, Nephtheidae. Bases 196 to 4818 code for a protein of 1540 amino acids. Gene Ontology annotation, biological process: microtubule-based movement.
UAUUGUCAAUUGAUCUAGUGACAUCGAGUGAUCAUCAAUAGAUGAUAUAUGGCUUUGAAGGAUGAGAAAAUGCCGACUAAAUUACACCACUUUCGUUGGAGAAAACGACUAAUUUUCACCACAGUAAACUCGUUUCUUAUUUAAAGAUUAAAACUCAAAGCUCAUUGAAGAUUUUACAGGUGUAUUUACUAAGCAAUGGCGUCGGUAAAGGUGGCCGUUCGUGUAAGGCCAUUGAACCAAAGGGAGGAUAACAAAGGUGCUUCUCUCAUCAUUGAAAUGGAAGGGAAAAAGACGAAAAUAUCGAAUUUUAGGGCUAGUUCUGUGGAGAAGGUAAAAGAGUUCACAUUCGACCAUUCGUAUUGGUCCGCAGAUCGCAGAAGCAGAAAUUAUUCAAACCAAGAAAAGGUGUUUAAUGAUCUUGGUACAAUGAUUUUAAAAGCUGCUUUCGAAGGAUACAAUGCUUGUAUCUUUGCCUAUGGUCAGACAGGCUCUGGCAAGACCUACACCAUGAUGGGAGACUCUGAAACAGACCCAGGCCUUAUUCCUAGAAUUUGUCAGGCAAUGUUUUCAAGAAUGAAGGCAAAUAAAGACCAAGGUGUUUCUUAUAGAACAGAAGUGAGUUAUUUGGAGAUCUACAAGGAGCAUGUGAGAGAUCUGCUUCGUCCACCAGCAAAGGGAAUGCAACAACACAACCUGAAAGUUCGAGAGCAUCCAAGAGAUGGAAUUUAUGUUCAAGACCUCACAAAGCAUCUUGUCUCAGACUUUGAAAGCAUCCACAACCUCAUGGUUGAGGGAAGUAAUGUUAGGGUAACAGCAAGUACAAAUAUGAACGAUACCAGCAGUAGAUCACAUGCAAUAUUCACCAUCAGUUUUACACAGGCCAAGUUUGACCAUGACAUGCCAAGCGAGACUGUCAGUAAAAUUAACCUGGUGGACCUCGCUGGAAGUGAACGCGCAGAUGCUACGGGUGCUACUGGUGAUAGAUUGAAAGAAGGUGGUUUGAUUAACAAGUCGCUGGUCACAUUGGGAACAGUCAUAUCACACUUAGCUGAUGUUUCUAUGCAUCCACAAAAGAAGAUCUUUAUUCCGUACCGGGAUUCUGUGUUGACCUGGUUACUAAAGGACAGUUUGGGAGGAAACUCUAAGACAGUCAUGAUAGCAACCAUUUCACCUGCCGACAUCAAUUAUGCUGAAACUUUAAGCACCUUGAGGUACGCCAACCGCGCGAAAAACAUCAUCAAUAAACCAACGGUUAACGAAGAUGCCAACGUCAAAUUAAUACGAGAACUCAAGGCAGAGAUUGAUCGCCUCAAAGCCAUGGUUAACCCGGUAAGAAAACCAGAACGUUGUUCUUUUUCAUGCCUUAGGCGAACUAGACUGGAAACAUUGUCUCUUAAUUUUUACCAUUCCGACUUUUACCUACAGGAAGCCCUAGGGACAGCAGAGCUGGCGGCCGCAAAGAAGUUAUCUGAAAACGAAGCGAGAGUCAGCGAGCUCACUGAUAAGUGGAAAGACAGAUGGAGAGAGACACAAAAGAUUUUAGAGGAGAGAGAGAUGGCUUUGCAAAGAGAAGGUGUUGGAAUCAAAAUGGACUCGGGUCUUCCCCAUCUUGUUGUUGUGGACGAUGAUCUUUUCAGUACUGGAAUCGUGGUUUAUCAUUUGACAGAAGGUCGAACGACUGUUGGUCGGGAGGACGCAUCACAAAAACAGGAUAUCGUAAUAAGCGGUCCAGACACGGACAAAGAACACUGUUUUAUCGAGAACACAUCAGGCAAUGUUGUCCUAAAUCCUCUAUCUUCCCUCUGUACUAUCAAUGGCAACAAAAUCGAAAAGCCUGCCAAACUUUACCAAGGUGAUGUUGUCGUUUUGGGGAAGACAAAUCUAUUUCGAUUCAAUCAUCCACAAGAAGCUGCUGAAUUAAGAGAAAAAAGAAAGUCUAUGAAUAAGAAUGGUGUGAAUCGUGUGAAUAUGGUGUCCAAGUUUCGUAGCGAGUCGGAUUUGCUGAGGGGUUUCAUCACAGGGAGCGAACGCGAAGAGAAACUAAGCCGGGAACUAGACCAAGCAAGAAAUCUCUUGGACAAACAAAAGCAAGAGGAGUCGUUACUUUUGGAGAAGGCUAAAGAUGAAUUGGCUGCCCAGAUUCAGGAAGAAUCAAAACGACUGGAAGAAACAAGACACGAAUUAGAACAACAGAGGGCAAUUGUUAGCACUCAGACUGAGAGGGCAGAUAAAACAAGAGUCGAGUACGAGAAAUUGGAGGAAAAACAUCGAAUCUCGGAAACGGACCGUCGGAAACAGGAACUGAUCUACAAACAUGAGUUGGAGUGUCGUAUGAUGAAAAUCGAAAGCCAGAAGGACGAGUUGGAGUCGCUUAAAGAGCAAUUCACAACCACCGAAAGAGUUAGGGAACGAGAGAUAGAGGAGGUGAAGGAGAGGAUAUUUGAGGAGAAACGAGCGAAGAUUGAGGAGCUUGAUAACGAAGUGAAGAGGUUGUUGUUGCUGCAGUCAGAAAGUAAGAUUACUCGCGAUGCAAGGGAAGAGGAAAUGAUGAACUUGCAGAUGAUUUGGAAGAAGGAAACUGGAAAAUUAGACGAUGAAAAAGAGAUUUUAGGUUCACUUGAAAAUGAUCUUUGUUUGUUGGACAAGGAUGUUGAAGAGGGAAAAACCAAAUCAGGAGAUUACGAGCAACUUGAAGAGGAGAGAGUUAAGCUUGUGAGAAAAAUUUUAAAAUCAAAAGAACGCAUUUCGUACUUGCAACAAGAACGGCAAAACGCCGUAUCUCAGUUACAAAAACAUCUUCAAAACGAGCGGGAAGUUUUGGACUGGGAGGUUAUUGAAUGCCAGAAAGAGCUACGAGAACGAAGACAAAUGUUGGAGGAACAACUUAACGAGUUAGAAGCUGAAAAAGACAUCGCCGAAGAUAAACUAGCCGAAGCUGAGAUGGAGUUAAGUAAUAAGGUCGCUGACCAGGAUAGGAUUAUUCACGUCGCACAGGAACAGCUUUUUAAACUAGAAGAAGAGGUGUUGCAGGCGAUACGAGUUGACGAUGAGGAAUUGAAAGCGAAGCGGGCGAAAUUUGAUGAAGAAAAUAAGGUUAGGACUCUCGCGAUUGCUGAGAAGAGGCGCGAGGUUGUUGAACUAGGAGAGAAAGUUGAGAGGUUGAGGAGUGUUGAGGAAACUGGAAACGAGAAUGAGGCGAAGGAACUUGAAGCUCGACUUGGAGAGCAGAAAACAGUGCUUCAAGAGAUGGAAGAACAGUCGAUUAUCGAGGAAAAGAAAACAGAAGAACUGUUAGCGAUUGCAAGUAGGGAUUUAAAACAAAAACAGGCUAAAAAUGAGGUUGAUUUAGAAGAAGAACGAAGUAAAAUUGAAGAACUUAAAAACGACAAGCAAAAUACGAUUAAAGAGUAUGCGAAGAAGGUUAGCCAUUUUAAGGCGAUGUUGGAAGACGCUCAGAGUAAACUCCAAGAAGAUAAAGGAAAAUUGAAGGAUCUAGGACUUGAAGAGGAAGCACUACAUCAGAAACUCGAGGCUGGUGUGAUUUCGAUUGCACGGAAAUUAAAGGGCGUGGAAACACCGCCGGAAGUCGAGAAUUUGAUAAGUGAUCUCGAAGUGGUCAACAUCUCCGGUCGGGCGGAGAUCACUGAGAAGGAGGAGAGCAUGAGCCUGGAACUGCAGAAGAUCACGAACAGUUGCAAGGUCUUGGAAGACAGUGUCAUGGCGGAUGAGAACGAGAAAGAAAAAAUCGAAAAUGACCUGAAAGAAAUGCGAGAGGUGUUUCAGAAAGAUCGAACUGGAGAGAAAUUAGAACUGAUGCAAUUUGUGGAAAAUGUUGAAGGCGAGAGAAGUAUAACUGUGAAAAAAAGUGAUACGGAUUCCGCCAUGUUUUUGGAGAUCCAGCGAGCUCGCAAAGAACACGAAGAGGUCGUGUUGAAACUGGAACUCGAGAAACAGCAGCUGCUGCUCGAGAACGAGCGACUGGAACGCGAAAGAUAUAAAGAAAAACAACUGGUCGAGCAAGAACGUUUGGCCCUGGAGCGAGAGAAGAUGGACGAGAUACAAACUGUGAUACGAGAAAAGGAAAGUGAACUCAGCCUUAUGAAAGAGGAAGCUCAGGAGAAAAUCGUCGAGUUGAAGAAACAAUUGGAAACUUCUGACAGAGAGAUUGCUCAACUUCAGCACAAAGUAACUCAUUAUACAAGCAUGAUUAACUUACCAAUUCACAGCGAAUUUGACGACGAGGACGACGAAGAAGAUCCUGAAAUCGCAGGCUAUUUAUCACGAGACAACAAGCGUCGACGUGGAGGUAGCGUGGCCAGCCUGGAUGGUUCCGUCACCCCGCCCUCUAUAACUCCCCCACCGACGCCCGUAUCGAAGUUCCUAGCCUCUGUGAUUCAUAAUAAGCGAAACGCGAUCCACGUGGAAAUACCGCGUUUCAGGAUUCGAGGCAUAGGGCGAGUCUCCUAUCACGUCUUUGAAGUCAGGGUUACGGUUGGCGAUGAAACCUGGACAGUGUUUCGAAGAUAUAAGAAAUUCCGAGAAAUGCACAAUGAUAUUAAGCACAGACAUCCAGAGAUACGCAACAUUAGUUUCCCUCCGCGAAGAUUUUUUGGUAACAGAAAUGAAUCCUUUGUGAUGGUACGCAAGGAUAUGUUAGAGAGCUACCUCCGUGAAAUGUUGAACGUGUGUUCAACGCUACGAUCGUGCCAUCUCAAUGUUCCUGAAGGACAAACUCUGACAAAGUGGGAUUUGUCUUUUUUUCAUAACUUCUUUAAACAAGGUAUAUUUGAACAGACGAGAGCGUACAAUGCUUCAUAAUGUGUGACUGGAAAUCAGAUCUUGUGUGAACAUGCGUUGUUUCUCCUUCGAAGACGAGGUUGCAAAAAACAACCAAGUGAAUACCUGUAUCAAGCCCCGAUAUUCCAGGCUACAAAGCCAUAAUGGAUGUCUUUAAUCGACCCCUGCCAACCUGAUUGCAGGCAAAAGGUCAGAAAGAGAGGGUUUAGCCAAAUGAAUAAUACACCCAAAUACACGCCCACCCCAUAUAACCCAUUCAUUUCAAAUCAGUGAUUUUCAAUCAAGCUAAAUCGCAUAGUACAUACAUAACCAAAACAACACGGCUACGAAAACUGGGAAAGAUUAUUUGUGAAGUCAAGUAGGAAUUAUAUAUAUAAUUAUUAUAAUUGAAUUUAUAUUUAAUCGCACACACGCAAGCGCACAUUAACACAAAAUUUAUUUAUAUGAUUAUUGAUGAACAAAACGAGAUAUCGAGUUUGGGAGGCUGGUGACGAGGCUAGUGGACUACUAGUUUAGAUAACAAAGGUUGCAGAUUGUAGGCGAUGAACCCAUUGACAUAUAUGUAUACCUGGACUGCCUGCUCGUGCACUUUUAUCAGCGAUGAAUGUGGCACGUCAGAUUUACAUUUGCUGACGAAAUAUAUUUAACAGU